AUGGGCAUACUUCAGCAAGUGAAGAUCACAGAAAAAAGGGAUGUGUGGAAAUGGGCGAAUGACUUCAAUGAAGGAUACUCCGUUAAAGCAGUCAGAAUGGAACUUGCAGGUAUGCAAAAUGCAACAAGGACGGAACAACAUUUUGUCUGGAAUUCGUGGGCGCCUUUGAAAGUAAAUUAUCUAGCAUGGCGAGCAAUAGAAGGAAAAAUAGCUAGCAAAAUCGCAUUAACGAAUAGGGGAUGCAACUUCGAAAACUUGGUGUGUGAUCGAUGCGGCCUGUACAAUGAGGAUACGAAUCAUAUACUCGUGGGAUGCUUAUGGGCAAGAACAACUUGGUGGCAUGUAUGUCGGUGGAUCGACAUCCAAUUCCCUGUUGCGGCUGAGUCGGUGAAGGAAAUUUUGGUGUAUAUGCAAUCCCAAAUCGGAUCGAGGAGAUGGAAGAAAAUAAUAAAUGUAGCGGCCCUUGCAACAAUUUGGAGACUAUGGGAGGCAAGAAACGCUAUGGUUUUCGACGGCAACUUCGUUCCAGUUAAGAGAAUAGUAGAAAAUAUUAAAGAGGAUGUAUAUGUUUGGUGUACUUAUCGAUCCAACCUAAAAGCCCUUGCAUGGGAGAAAUGGGUGGAGUUUGAAAUUUUGGAACUUUUGUAA
This is a messenger RNA of Helianthus annuus (common sunflower), 648 nucleotides long. RefSeq lists its product as uncharacterized. The record is from RefSeq and is a predicted model, not a curated record. The coding region runs from base 1 to 648 and encodes 215 amino acids. The transcript has a single exon. NCBI's taxonomy places the organism in Eukaryota, Viridiplantae, Streptophyta, Magnoliopsida, Asterales, Asteraceae.